Molecule: messenger RNA, 2260 nt
Organism: Passer domesticus (house sparrow)
Lineage: Eukaryota; Metazoa; Chordata; Aves; Passeriformes; Passeridae
Exons: 18
Coding region: 85-1602 (505 amino acids)
Source: RefSeq, a predicted model, not a curated record
UCUACAGGGAGGAGAUUCAUACGUACAUUGGUGGUUAUUGCCAACAAGACCAGUCUGCAUGGCAGGGUUCCUCCGAAGAGGAAGAUGCAAGACACAACAGAGAAGAUAUCCCUGGAACCAUCCAAACAGAUGAGGCAAGUGCUGAAGAAAAUGCUGCAGGGAGGACAAGAAAUGAAAGGAGAGCCUGCGGAGAAAGAAGCAUUUCCCGGAGGAAGCAGUGGUUCCGUGCCAGCAUCUGUUGAAGGAGGGGAGGCGAUGCCAGGCACAGGCACAGGAGAUGAGGUUGCUUCUCCAUCAGCUUGGAUGAAUAAAGUUUUGAAGCCCUUGGAGCCUCCUGCAGAUGUGUCUACAGGGAGGACUUCUCCAGCUUCUCCAGCUCCUACCUUGGAUGCUGCACUCAAGCCCAGCUCCCAUCACAGUGUUACUCCAACACGGAAAGUCCAAGAUACAACAGAUAAGAUGUCCCUGCAACCAUCCAAACAGAUUAGGCAAGAGCUGAAGGAACCCCUGCAGACAAGAGAAGAGAUGGACAUAGAGCUUCAGUGGAAGGUGGCAAUUCCUGAAGGAAGCACUCCAUCUUCAAUGCGAGCCCCAGCUGCAGGAAGGAAGGCAAUGCCAGACACGGGCACAGGCACAGCAGACUGGGAUGCUGGGAAGGAUUCUCCAUUAGCCUGGCGCUCUGAAGUUGUGAAGCCCUCUGGGCAUUCUGCAGGCGUGUCUGCAGGGACGACAUCACCAACUCCUACCUUGGAUGCUGCACAAAAGCCCAGCUCCCAUGGCAGGGGUCUUCCAACAGGAGAGACCAAAGACAUGGCAGGCAAGAAAUUCCAGGACCCAUUAGAAAUCAUGUGGCAAAUGCUGAAGGAAUGUCUGCAGAGAAGACAAGAAAUCAAAGGAGAGCCUGUGCAGAUGGAAGCACUCCCCAGAGGAAGCAGUGGUUCCGUGCCAGCCUCUGCUGCAGGAAGGGAGGCCAUGCCAGGCACAGACACAGGAGACUGGAGUCGUGACAUGGGUUUUCAGGAAGUCCUGAUGAAGGAUGGUUUGAAUUUCCUGGAGGAUGCUGGAGCUGAACCUGCCGGUGAAGGCCCCACAUCCAGGAAUGAGCCUCUGGGAGAUGCUGAGGGUGUGUCUGCAGGGAGGACUUCUCAAGCCCCAGGGCCAGAUGCUUGGCCCCAACCCAGCUCCCAUGGCAUGGGUCCUCCGAAAGGAAAGACCCAAUUAUUUGCCGCCAAAACGUCUCAUGACUCAGAUGAAUUCUGGAGACAAACACAGAAGGAAGCAACCCGAGGACAAGUGAUGGAACAAAAGGCUGUUCAGGAGGAGGAACACUCAGGGAGAAGCAGUGGCUCAUUGGCAGCCCUAGCUGCAGGAAGGAAGGCAAAGCCAGACACGGGCACAGGCACAGCAGAUGCAGCCGGCACCACAAGACCUGUUCCCAAUGCCCAGGAUGGCCUCGGAAGGGGUUUCUAUCAGGAAACAGGCUACUGGCUAGCAAUACUGGCAUUUCUGUUUUGUUUGGAGCUUGUCUUCGUGUUGUGCUUGUUUGGAAUCCGGUAUUUGGAAUCGGGAAGAGAAAACAGAGCACCUCGGGACAGGAGUUGAAAGACGGUGGCUGCACCUCACACCCAGAGAGCGUGAGCAGCUCCUCCAGCAGCAGGAACGGCCCGGACAGCCCUCUCCAGUGUUCUGUGAAGAGGACCCCAGAAGAGCCGUCGACAAGGAAGCGUCUUAUUGCCCCGUAGAUCCCACUGCCACCUGCUCUCCCCAUGGGCCUCCCCAAGCUUCCUUUAUUCCUUUUUUUCUCUCCGUCUGUCCCAUCCCAGCCAACCCGAGUUCCGCUAGGGACCCCAGGACCAGCCCAGCACCUUCCAGCACCUCCUGAGACCAACACAUCCCUUCCUCUGCCCCUGAGCCCCCUGGCCUUGCCCUCUAGGCAACACUGAAGGUUGUGGAGGAUUUUGUGAACAGCUGGCUAGCUAACAAAGGUCACACUGACAUAAUACCGUUAAUUAAGCAAGAAGGAGACGAGGGUAGGAGUCAGCAGUCAGUGUCCAAACCUGGCAAGGGCACUGUGCCCUUGGUGCAACAUCAGGAUGGGGGAGAGGAUCGUUAGUUAGAAACAUGAAGAAAAUAUGUAAACAGCUGCAGCAUAGUAGCCUCAAGAAUGAUAAGGUAGGCGUAGUUAGCUGAUAAGUAACUAACCAAUAAUGAGCUCGCUUUUUGCAAUAUGUAUUAGCCUCAUUAACACCAAUAUAAAUGU